GCUCGGCCGGCGAUUCGCGGUUGAGCCAAAGGGGAGAGGAUGUUGCUAGCACCCAGUGUGGAGGCACUGCCGUUUUCACAAUAACAUCAUCUAAAUUUGCAUCUUUGCUUACCUUUUCUGUGGAUCAUAUUGCAAACGCUUCUGGGAGUCGUGCAUCUUGGAUCGCAUCCUCUUAUUUGGCGGUUAUAUUUUGAGACUACGUCCUUUGUUGACAAUGGAAGCGGAUCGGUUUGCAGAUUUACAGGGCUCGUUUUUGCAGGAGCAGAAACAAGAAUCAUGGCUGGCCAGCUAGGCCGCAGAUGGGGGGGUUUGUAGCAAACAACAGGCGUGUUUGGACACAAAAUACGCCAUAUUGUAUUGCUCUUACCGUUAAAUGGUAGUUCGAAGAAUCCAGUGUGUUAAAACGCGAUUGUCGCUCAGUUUUGUUUUUGCGUGGUACCUAAGACAAGCUAACAAAUCCGCUCGCCCCGCAACCUUGACUGCCUGACGUCGUCGUUAGCCCAUUAGCCGGCUAACGAUAGCCAGCGUUUCUUGGGCAGCAGUCCGUUCAAAUAAUUUUAAAAUACGUAAACGGGCAUUGCUGGCGUUGUUGGACUGACACCCAUUAUCACGUGUCCAGUGAUAAUUUGGAUUGCCCAUUUAACUUGUUACGUUUGCCCUGGAUGAAUGUGGAACAAAAUGGAGACCCCGACGAUUGUGUACGAUUUGGAUACAUCUGGGGGCUUAAUGGAGCAAAUUCAGACACUUCUGGCGCCCCCAAAGUCUGAGGAGGUUGAAAAGAGAAGUCGGAAGUUGGGGAGAGACGUCCGUAGAAGCGGCAGGGCCACCAACCACGACACCUGCGAUAGUUGCAGAGAAGGAGGGGAUUUGUUGUGUUGUGAUCAUUGCCCUGCAGCGUUCCACCUCCAGUGCUGCAACCCACCCCUGAGUGAAGAGAUGCUUCCUCCAGGAGAAUGGAUGUGCCACCGCUGCAAUGUUCGAAAAAAGAAGCGAGAGCAAAAGUCUGAACAAACCAACGGCCUGCUGGAAAAGUCUUCUGUUAAUAAACGUGCUUCCUCUCCAGCUAUGGAGCUGGAGCUUGGCACUGGCCCACUGCGUCUUGAUGGCCUUCCCCCAGGGGCUGGAGCAGCAGGGCCUGGUCUUCGCGUGGCCCAGGUACGCCUCUUGGACCGUAGGAGUAGCAGCAGGCCAAGCAGCCGGCCAGGCACGCCAACUUCCAAUACUUCGUCGACCCCUACCCCCUCAGAGGAGCAGAAUGAUGGAGAAGAGGAGGCGCCUGAGGAUGAUGUUCAGGGCACAGAGCUGGAGAAUACUGUAUUAUCUUCUCCAGUACCACGUCUUCUCAAGAGGCCCUUUCAGCUGCUCAUAGCAGCCGCUUUGGAGAGAAAUCCUACACAGUUCCAGCUACCUAGCGAACUUACAUGUACCACUGCAUUGCCAGGCAGCAGUAAACGAAGGAAAAAGGAGGAAUUGCUUGGCAGGCCAUUCAGGCGACCGCAAUAUGAACUAGAUCCGAAUGGUCUGGUGCCAUUACCAGUCAAAGUCUGUUUUUCAUGCAACAGAAGUUGCAGGUUGGCUCCCUUGAUACAGUGCGACUACUGUCCUCUCCUGUUCCACACGGACUGUCUGGACCCACCCCUUACAGCUUUACCUGCUGGUAAAUGGAUGUGCCCAAAUCACGUUGAGCAUUUAGUGCUAAAUCAGAGAAGCCUUAGCCUGUCCAGUCGGUGUCAGCUUUUCGAUGAGUUUCAAGACAGAAUGUCCCAACAUGCAGUCAAGUUGGACUUUCUUCGCAGAGUCCAUCGGCAGUUUUCACCAAACUGUCGGACCACUCAGCAGUGCAACAAAAAGACUAUCAAGGUACCAGAUGCCAUCAAGUCCCAGUACAGGAAUCCACCCUCCAUUCUACAUCCUGCAGGGGUGCGCCAAUUGGAGUUAGUUUGUAAUGGUCCCCCUGAACAUCACUCCUCAAAGCACCUCACCACAGAUGCUGAACAGCAGGAGUGGCUUCAGGAUGUCAUCGCGCUCCAGUGCAGCAUCAUGCGACACUUGUCCACCAAGCAGAAUACUUCAUCCAAGCCACCAUCCGCACAGUUGGAUUCUGACGAUAAAGAUGUGUGUAAAUCUUGUACAGUGCCAGAGGAUGUGAGAAGAAAACCUUCUUUACAAAGGACUUCUUCUCCUGGCCCGUGCUCUAAACUUUGCAGUCCAUCUGAUGACCCAGAUGGGCCCUCUCUAACACGGGACACAUUAUCACAGCAGGUUGGUUCUAAAUGCAACAUGCCACCCUGCCAGAGCUGUACUAAACAUAAUGGACCUCUACCAGAGGAGUGUCACCCUUCCAUAGCAAAUGGACCAUUAGACUGCAACAGUGAAUCCCAGUAUUGCGUACAGGAACUCCCACAGCACAGACUGAAGCACUGCACAGACACCCUUGAAUCAGCUGCCUGUGACCUGGUGAACCACAUAGGAACAGAAACACUGAAAAAGGAGCCUGAGAGCGCUACAGAAGCUUGCAGUCCAAAACAUCACCCUGUAUCCACAAUUAUGUGCUCUCAAAGCAACAUGCAGAACCAUAGGCCCCAGGCAGAGCUCCAGAUUGAGAGUAUGAGCAACAACAUUAAGCCCUCUGACACCAUUACCAGCCAAGAGCAAUGUCCAAACAACGCUGAAUCGCCAUCAUCAAAUCCAGAUGCGAAGGCUGGCUUGGUACUGACGGACUCAAAUUCAGUCUCUUCCAUCACUAAUCUCUGCAUGAAAGAUUGUAUGGAUGAUAAUGGGGGGAUUGAGCUGGGCAUGCUUGAUACAGAGAUGAUUAAGUUAUUGGCAUGGCAGAGGGUCCAGCAGCUUUUCCCUAGUAAAGCCCACAGCACUCUAUCUACAGAUGCCAGCGACGCUCCCAAACCCCCACCAUCACUCCCUGACUAUCAGAAAAAGUUGCAGGCCCGGGCUGUCUUCUACCCACUAACAGGAAAAGGAAAGGCUGUUAGCAUGUGCUAUCGAACGUUAUACAUAGGAUCUGGUGCUGAUAUGGAUGUGUGCCUUCCAAACUAUGGUCAUUGCAACUUCAUAUCGGGGAAACACGCCUGUAUAUUCUACGAUGAGAACACCAAGCAUUAUGAGUUGCUAAACUACAGUGAGCAUGGUACUACGGUGGACAACGUCCUUUACUCCUGUGAUUUCUCUGAGAAGGCCUCGCCAUCUCCACCCAGUGGCCUAGUGGCUAAGGUCCAAGGCAUCAUUCGUCGCAGCAAGAAAUGGGCAGAUGAAGAGGAUCCCACAUCUGUGGUGGGAUUGCUCCCAGUUGGCGGAGUCAUGAGCAGCCACCCUCAAGGUGGCUUGGAGCAGUUAUGCAGCUGUAAGGCAAGCAGCUCAAGCCUGAUUGGAGGCAGUGGGGCAGGCUGGGAGGGCACAGCCAUGCUCCACCACGGUAGCUACAUAAAACUUGGUUGCCUCCAGUUUGUGUUUAGCAUCACAGAAUUUUCCAGUAAGCAGCCCAAGGAGGAAGACAGUGCCACACCUACUACCAAUUGCACCAGCAGCAGCAGCACUUUUAGCAUCACACACACCACAAUUCUACCACCUCCCCGUGAGGCUGCCACAGCCAGCAGCCCCUCCAGCCAGGAUGAGAUGGAAACAGCACCUUCCGACCAAGUGCUCACGGUGGAAUCCAAAUUUGUCCCGUAAUUCAAAACAGGAUAUCCCACCUUCCCUCUGUUUUCAUUUUGCACCUGCUAUGACAUACAGUAAAGGGAAAGCUGCACAGUUGGCCGGUGGACAGGGAAUUUUUUUAGGUCAUUGUUAAUGAUUUAUACAUUUGCAUGAACUUGGGAAUAUAAUUGACAAUCUGUUCUAUUUUUGAAUGACUGACAUCCAACCUUCAGUUCAUAUUAGGCUGACAUUGAACGAAGAAUAUUACUCCAUGCUCAAUUAUUUCGCCAGUACCAGUAUAUUAUGUAUAAUGUAAUCUUACUUUGUCAGUCUGUCUGUUUAGCACAAAUGUUUAAUUUUGUUGUUUUGACUUACAUGCAUUGUUGAUUUCUUUUGCUGCCUUUGUGCCACAGGUAGCUUUAUUUGUAUGAAAAGGUACACUACUGCGCACAAAUUUGGGGUCAUCACAAAAUGUCCAUUAAAAAAAGUACUGUUUGUGCACUAUUAUCAGAACAUAAGAGGUGUGUGUUUGUGUGUGGGGGGGUCACUUGUCCUUAUUUUCAAAGCAAAAGACUUAAAAAAAAAAAAAAAAAAAUGCAUUAACAUUGACUUGAGAUAUCCUGGCUAUACAUGAUUCAAAACAGCCCAAAAUUCUUGAAAGGCGGAAGAACACGCUCACCAUUGCCAUCAUGCCAUUGUCUGGUUGAGCCCAGGCCUUUUGAACGGUAGUGUACAUUUUCAUACACUCUAUCUGUAAAUAUGUGUGAUUCAGUGUCUCUCAAUUGGAGAAGCAUUGCAUUUUGUGUAGAUUCACCAUGUUUGGCUUUUAACUGUACAACCCAUGAAAUUUGUGAUACUGUGUAGACGACUAGAGAUUUUGUGAUAAACCUUGUUCAUAGUCUGUACUCUGCUAUCAUCAAUAUGCAGUGAUUUUUAGCACUCAUUUUAACAUCUUGUGCAGCCCUGUAUAUAAGUACUCUUUUUCUGUAACUUCUCAUCUCAUAACUGUAAAUACAUAAAGAUUUUCUAAGUACAAGCUCA
This is a messenger RNA of Syngnathus acus (greater pipefish), 4692 nucleotides long. Its product is annotated as PHD finger protein 12-like. The coding region runs from base 667 to 3687 and encodes 1006 amino acids. Gene Ontology annotation, molecular function: protein binding; transcription corepressor activity. Gene Ontology annotation, biological process: negative regulation of transcription by RNA polymerase II. The transcript is spliced from 15 exons. Gene Ontology annotation, cellular component: nucleus; Sin3-type complex. NCBI's taxonomy places the organism in Eukaryota, Metazoa, Chordata, Actinopteri, Syngnathiformes, Syngnathidae. The record is from RefSeq and is a predicted model, not a curated record.